AUUAGAAUGGAUAUGAUGGUGAGGCAAUCAAAUAGAAGAGUGGCUUGUGAAAGGUGGAAGGAUUUGGUUGGACCAAGAAUCAAGAAGAUCAUUGACAAGAUUGGUCAGAGAGCAACUGAAUACAGAGCACAUAGAGCUGGGGAGUUCAUAUUCCAGAUCACUGGCUGUGGAGAGCAUGGCAGCAAGCAUGCUGUAGAUCUGGGCCUUCAUACUUGCACCUGUAAGAGGUGGCAGCUGAGUGGGAUACCCUGUGUUCAUGCCGUCUGUGCAUUAAGAUUCAAGAAACAGGAAGUUGCAUUAUAUUGUCAUGACUAUCUUAUGCCCUCAACCUAUAUGGAGGCCUACAACCCCAUAAUCUACCCUAUUGCUGGCCAAGAGGAUUGGGAACCUGUUGAUUACCCCAUUGCACCUCCACUUUUCAAGCAGCAACCUGGUCGGCCUAAGAUGAAAAGGGUGAAGGAACCAGGAGAGAGGAAUCAGACCACAGCCCCACCUGCACCUAAAGAAGGGAAGUUGCCUAAGACUGGUAUAAAAAUGUCUUGUAGAGUAUGUGGCCAACAAGGACACAACAAGUUAGGUUGUCCAAUCACAAAGGCAGCUAAGGCAGCAGCAACUGUAAGUCCUUAAUAAUGAGGUUUUUUAUGGAGCAAACUUCCAUUUACUUUGUGUAUGUGCACUAACAGUUUCUUGUAAAUUUCAACAGGGAGAGGGUUCAUCUAAUGGAGCAAAUCCUAGUAACAAAAGGAAGAGAACCAACAACAAGCCCAAGAGAGCAUCUUUUCCAAAGGGGUGUUCUAACUUGAAGGACCAAAUCAUAAGGUCAAGAAAGACUUGGAAGAAGAUGAAGGAAACUGCUGGU
Rosa chinensis is the source of this 859-nucleotide messenger RNA. RefSeq lists its product as uncharacterized. Bases 7 to 627 code for a protein of 206 amino acids. The record is from RefSeq and is a predicted model, not a curated record. The transcript is spliced from 2 exons. Gene Ontology annotation, molecular function: zinc ion binding. Lineage: Eukaryota; Viridiplantae; Streptophyta; Magnoliopsida; Rosales; Rosaceae.